This is a messenger RNA of Vigna radiata var. radiata (mung bean), 1069 nucleotides long. Its product is annotated as glutathione S-transferase U17. NCBI's taxonomy places the organism in Eukaryota, Viridiplantae, Streptophyta, Magnoliopsida, Fabales, Fabaceae. The record is from RefSeq and is a predicted model, not a curated record. Gene Ontology annotation, cellular component: cytoplasm. The transcript has 2 exons. Gene Ontology annotation, biological process: glutathione metabolic process. The coding region runs from base 84 to 782 and encodes 232 amino acids. Gene Ontology annotation, molecular function: glutathione transferase activity.
CUAUUAAUUGCUUGCUGCAUCUGAAAGUUAUGUUUUCUAACACUUAACUCUAUCAAAUAAACACAUUCCACUGCUGCAUAGUGAUGGCUAAAAACGAUUUGAAGCUUUUGGGUGGGUGGUUCAGCCCUUUUGCCCUAAGGGUGCAGAUUGCCCUUAACCUGAAGGGUGUAGAUUACGAGGUUAUUGAAGAGACCUUGAAUCCCAAAAGUGAACUUCUUCUUAAGUCCAAUCCUGUGCACAAGAAAAUCCCAGUUCUCCUUCAUCAAGAUAAAGUCAUAUGUGAAUCUGCAAUCAUAGUCGAAUACAUCGAUGAAGUUUGGACCCAUGCUCCCUCCAUCCUUCCACAAAAUGCCUAUGAUCGAGCUAAUGCCAGAUUUUGGGUUGCUUACAUCGAUGACAAGUGGUUUUCGGCCUUGAAAAGUAUUCUAAAUGCUGAAGAGAAUGAUGAAGCAAAGGAGGCACAGUUUGAGCAAGCAGAAGAAGUGUUUGAGAGGAUGGAAGAAGUGAUGAACAAGGGCAGUGAAGGAAAGGCCUUUUUCGGAGGAGACACCAUUGGAUUCAUUGAUAUUGGUUUUGGAAGCUUUCUGAGUUGGAUCAGAGUGGUGGAAAAGAUGAAUGCAAGAAAAUUGAUUGAUGAAAUCAAGCACCCUGGCUUGUUCCAAUGGACUGAAAAUUUUGCUGCUCAUCCUGCUGUCAAUGGCCUUAUACCAGACACUGACAAACUUAUUGAAGUUGCCAAGGCUUUUAAGCAAAUAUUAAGGGCUCGUGCAGCUGCAAACUAAAUGGAAAUUUAGAAAUUUUAGUUGUUUUUGGUUCUAACUUUAUUGGCAUGAACUUAGUUUUAAAUAAAACUAAAAAAAAAGGGUUUAAAAACAAAUGAGGUUACUGGGAAUUUCUUUGUUCUUGAGUUUAAGGAUGUCUUCCAUCAGAGAGUUCCAAUCUCACUUUGAGAUUAGAAAUGUAGGCUUUGGAAGGAAAUUAUGUGGAAUCUAUUUGUGUUGUUUUCUUAGGUUGUAGUAGUAUAAAAUAAUGAAAAAAUAACAGUUGUCUUCCUGGAACCUUCUUUCAA